This is a messenger RNA of Triticum turgidum subsp. durum (durum wheat), 246 nucleotides long. NCBI's taxonomy places the organism in Eukaryota, Viridiplantae, Streptophyta, Magnoliopsida, Poales, Poaceae. The record is from the annotation of a GenBank genome assembly.
AUGCCGGAGGCAGUGCUGCCGCUGAAGGCCGUGCUGAAGGACACGGGCGUGGACGCCAAUGAUGCCAUGAUGAUGGUUGGCGCCGUGAAGCCGCCCAAGGAGCACGCCUUUGUCGCUGCGCACCAGUUCCGUUGGCUGUUGUCUCAGGUUAAUUACCCCAAGCUUGGCGAUCUGUGCUGGUUAGUCAUUCCAUGUGCUUUGACGGCAUUGGAUCAUUGGUCACCGGAUGUUAAGCUUGACCAGUAG